Penaeus chinensis is the source of this 17496-nucleotide messenger RNA. RefSeq names its product ryanodine receptor-like (gene RyR). Gene Ontology annotation, biological process: intracellular calcium ion homeostasis; calcium ion transmembrane transport. Gene Ontology annotation, cellular component: sarcoplasmic reticulum membrane; Z disc; calcium channel complex. Gene Ontology annotation, molecular function: ryanodine-sensitive calcium-release channel activity; calcium ion binding; protein binding. NCBI's taxonomy places the organism in Eukaryota, Metazoa, Arthropoda, Malacostraca, Decapoda, Penaeidae. The record is from RefSeq and is a predicted model, not a curated record.
GGGGUGGCGAGCGCCGGCCGGGUCACUGCAGCCCGCAAGUUGGUGGGGGACUGGCGACCGCUGCAGCAAAAGUUGUGCCUCGUGAAUAAAUCAGUUACCAACUAACCAAUUGCAGCCAUGGAAUAAGGCUGCAGGAUCAUCCUACCCCCUACGUCGUGCUAUGAACUAUACCAGUGUAAAAGUGUAUUUUUGUUAUAGUUUUUUUGUCACUGUGAAUAAAGCGACAUAAUGGCAGACAGUGAAGGGUCUUCCGAACAAGAUGAUGUUUCGUUCCUCCGUACGGAGGACAUGGUGUGCCUGUCCUGCACGGCCACCGGCGAGAGAGUAUGUCUGGCUGCUGAAGGCUUCGGCAACCGGACCUGCUUCCUUGAAAACAUUGCAGAUAAGAAUAACCCGCCGGACCUCUCCCAAGGCGUCUUCGUGAUCGAACAGGCGCUGUCGGUCAGGGCUCUUCAGGAACUCGUCACAGCGGCGGCCAAUGAAGAGGAGAAUGCGGGCGUUGGCAAAGGCACAGGUUCGGGUCACAGGACGCUGCUCUAUGGCAAUGCCGUCCUCCUCAGGCACCAGAACUCCAACAUGUACCUGGCCUGCCUCUCCACCAGCUCUUCCAAGGACAAACUGGCCUUCGACGUGGGUCUGCAGGAACACUCCAAGGGAGAGUCUUGCUGGUGGACCAUCCACCCGGCCAGCAAGCAGAGGUCUGAGGGCGAGAAGGUUCGAGUCGGCGACGACCUCAUCCUUGUGUCUGUUGCCACCGAGCGAUAUCUGCAAGCAACACGCGAAGACGAACAGAGCAUCGUGAACGCCUCCUUCCACGUCACCCACUGGUCCGUCGCGCCCUUUGGCACCGGCCUCUCCAGACUCAAGUUUGUGGCCUGUGUGUUCGGCGGAGAGGUUCUUCGGUUCUUCCACGGAGGCGACGAGUGUCUCUCUAUUCCUUCCACGUGGUCCGACCAACCCGGGCAGAACAUCGUAGUAUAUGAAGGUGGCUCCGUGACCUCCCAAGCCAGGUCCCUCUGGCGCCUGGAACUCGCCCGCACCAAGUGGUCUGGCGGCUACAUCAACUGGUUCCACCCCAUGCGAAUCAGGCACAUCACCACCGGCAGAUACCUGGGCAUAAAUGAGAACAAUGACCUCGUCCUCUUGCACAGGGACGAAGCCACACUCGCCGCCACGUCCUUCUACCUGCGUGAGGAAAAGGACGACAACAAAGUGAUCCUCGAGGACAAGGACUUGGAGGUGAUUGGCACUCCACUCAUCAAGUACGGCGACUCCACUGUCAUUGUGCAGCACGUGGAUACCGGUCUGUGGCUCUCGUACAGGGCCUUCGAGAUCAAGAAAAAGGGCGUGGGCAAGGUCGAAGUGAAGCAGGGCACACUCCACGAAGAAGGUAAGAUGGACGACGGCCUGGUCUUCUACAGGAGCCAAGAGGAGGAGUCCCGCACUGCCCGCGUUAUCAGGAAGUGCUCGCACCUCUUCACGAUCUUUAUCAAGGGUUUGGAUAACAUUCAGGCUUCUCGCCGUCACUCCAUCCUCCUAAGAACUGUCAACCUCAAGGAAAUGAUCAGCUGUUUGGAAGAUCUCAUCAACUACUUCGCAUAUCCCGAAGAAGAUCUAGAACACGAGGAACGCCAGGUGGCUCUCCGUGCUCUCAGGAACCGCCAGGACCUGUUCCAAGAGGAGGGCAUCCUGAACCUUAUCUUAGACGCCAUCGACAAGAUCACAGUCAUCACCUCCCAGGGCUACAUGGUGGCUCUGGCGGGAGAGGAAGCUGGCCAGGACUGGGAGAUCAUCUCGGGAUACCUGUACCAGCUGCUGGCGGCGGUGAUUAAGGGUAACCAUACCAACUGCUCCCAGUUCGCCAACAGCCACCGCCUCAACUGGCUGUUCUCCCGCUUGGGCUCCGCUGGCGAGGGCACCGGCAUGCUGGAUGUGUUGCACUGCGUCCUCAUCGACUCCCCGGAGGCUCUCAAUGUCAUGAAGGAAGAACAUAUCAAGGUCAUCAUCGCCCUGUUAGAGAAGUACGGCCGCGACCCCAAGGUACUGGACGUCCUCUGCUCUCUGUGCGUGGGUAACGGAACCGCUGUCAGGUCUUCGCAGAAUAACAUCUGUGAUUACCUGCUCCCGGGUCGCAAUCUCCUGCUUCAGACACAACUCGUUGACCACGUGUCCAGCGCCCGCCCCAACAUCUUCGUGGGCCACGUCGAGGGCUCGGCCAUGUACCAGAGGUGGUACUACGAGCUCACCCUGGACCACAUCGAGCAGGUGUCGCAUCUGUCGCCCCACCUGCGCCUCGGCUGGGCCAACACCAAGGGCUACGUCAGCUAUCCCGGAGGAGGCGAGAAGUGGGGAGGCAAUGGCGUAGGCGACGACCUCUACUCCUUCGGUUUCGACGGCUCGUACCUCUGGACCGGCGGGAGGUACACCCUGGUCAAUCCUCAGGUACUUCAGGAGGACGGCGAGUUAAACGACUCGGAGCCCUUAAUCAAGAAAGGUGACGUGGUCGGCUGUGCCCUAGAUCUCACUGUGCCAAUCAUUACCUUUUACCUGAAUGGACGGCAGGUUAAUGGCGCUUUCACUGGCUUUAAUCUUGACGGCAUGUUUUUCCCCGUCGUUUCGGCUUCUUCCAAGCUCAGCGUGAGGUUCUUGCUGGGCGGUGAACACGGUCGCCUCAAGUACCCCCCUCCUGAUGGACACUCUCCCGUCUCCGAGUGCCUUCAGCCCUUCCAGACGCUGUCGAUCGACCCCUGCUUCUACUUCGGCGAUCAGCACAAGGGCACUCUCGCUGGGCCUCUCCUUGUGGAAGACGACAAGGUGUUUGUGCCGAAGCCUGUCGACACUUCAACGAUCCAACUCCCCGGCUACAUCGAACAAGUACGAGACAAACUGGCCGAGAACAUUCACGAGAUGUGGGCCAUGAACAAGAUUGAACAGGGCUGGACUUAUUCUGAGCGCAGGGAUGACCUCCGCCUCCAUCACCCUUGCCUCACGUCCUUCGAGAAGCUUCCGAUAAGCGAGAAGCGAUAUGAUUCCACGCUGGCUCUGCAGACACUCAAGACCGUGCUGGCGCUGGGAUACCACAUCACCCUGGACAAGCCGCCCAGCCGAAUCCGAUCUGUCCGACUGCCCAACGACCCCUUCCUGCAGAGCAACGGUUACAAGCCGCAGCCUCUCGAUCUGUCACAGGUCAGCCUAACCCCGAAACUGGAAGAGUUGGUCGACCAGCUGGCCGAGAACACCCACAACAUCUGGGCUCGCGAACGCAUCCUUCAGGACUGGACUUACGGCCUGAACGAGGACCCUGACAUGCGCCGUUCGCCUCACCUGGUCAGCUACGCGAACGUGGACGAGGCGAUCAAGAAAGCCAACAGGGACACCGCCUCCGAGACCAUCAGGACGCUCCUGGUCUACGGCUACAUCCUGGAGCCUCCUACGGGCGAUCAGGCAGAAGGCGCAGGCGACACGGAAGACACCAGCCGACGCGCCAGCCAGCACCGCACGUACCGCCUGGAGAAGACCAACGCGGUGACGUCGGGCAAGUGGUACUUCGAGCUGGAGGUGCUGACGUCAGGGCCCAUGCGAGUCGGCUGGCUGGAGGUCGGAAGCCCGCCCGGCGCCGAGCUCGGGUCCGACGACAAGUCCUGGGCCUUCGACGGGUUCCAUCACUUGAAACACCAUAAUGCCAUAUCGGAGGCAUAUGGCCACCGUAUCCAGGCCGGCGAUGUGGUGGGAGUCAUGCUGGACCUGCAUGACAGAACCAUCAGUUUCUCGCUCAACGGAGAGCUCAUGAUGGACGCGAGCGGCUCCGAGACGGCCUUCUGCGACGUGCAGGGCGACGCGUUCGUGCCGGCCUGCACCCUCGGCGUCGGCCAGAAGGCGCACUUUGUCUUCGGCCAGGACAUCAACCAGCUCAAGUUCUUCACUACUUACGGCCUCCAGGAGAGCUACGAGCCCUUCUGCGUGAACAUGGAGCGCCCUGUGACUUUCUGGUACACGAAGGACCAGCCCAUCUUCGAGAACAACGACGACCUCGCCGAGACCACCAUCGACGUCACCCGCAUCCCCGCCGGUUCCGACACUCCUCCGUGCCUCAAGAUCGCGUCCAAGAUGUUCGAGCAGUGCGAGAAGGCCAACUGGGAGUUCCUGAGGCUGUCGCUGCCCGUAGUGUGCGACCAGGAGUUCAUCGAUGAGGAAGAGAAGGCCAGGCGAUGGCAGGAGGUGAGGAUCCGGCAGAACAGGAUCCAGAGCGGGGACAUUCAGGGCCCCGCCGCCUUCGAGAGCUCCCUCGUCGAUACCGGCUUUUCUAUGUCCGAUAUCAAAGAACUGCAUUACAAUGAGGAAGGUGUAGAGGCCGAUGAAGGAAUCGUGCGCAAGGAAGCAGCUGUCACCCCUGAGAAGGCCGCCUCCCUGACGCCCGAGGUAAACGGCGUGCCGGAGGAGGGCGCCCCCGAGCCCGCUGAGAGGAAGAAGCGGGGCAAGUCUCCCUUCAGGUUCUUCAGCAAGAAGCGCGAGGCGAGUGCUGAGCGAGGUCGGAGCAAGGGACGCACCCCUGAGCCGACCUCCAACAGCCUAGAGCCCCCGCGCCCCACUAAGAAGACUCGUUCUCCCUCCGUCAGGCUAGCGCAAGGCGAGGCCAAGCUCGUCCCGCCAGCUAUCCCGGAGAGACAGGGCGCGAGCGACGAGGCGCGCGAGGAGCAGCUCUUCGACUCCGGCUGCCUCAAGCUCAUGAACGAGUACUUCUAUGGCGUGAGGAUCUUCCCCGGCCAGGACCCGGCGCACGUGUACAUCGGCUGGGUCACGACGCAGUACCACAUCCACGACACCGCCUUCGACCAGAACAAGGUGCGCUCGGUCAUCGUGCAGGAGUACACGGAGGAGGGCCACAUCAAGAGCGCUGUGGAGCGACACAGCUGCUACAUGUUCCGCGCCGACGAGCUCCACGCGGAGGUGUCCUCAGACGUGGGCGGCAAGGGCACGUCGCAGGGCAUGUUCAUCGGGUGCUUCAUCGACACCUCCACGGGCUUUAUCACCCUGCAGUGCGACGGCAAGGAUACCCGCCACAAGUACCGCAUGGAGCCUGGUACCAAGCUCUUCCCCGGCGUGUUCCUGGAGCCUACCAGCAAGGAGGUGCUGCAGAUCGAGCUGGGACGCACAGCUACCACGCUCCCUCUCAGCGCCGCUGUCCUCCAGAACAGCGAGAAGCACGUCACUCCUCAGAUGCCGCCGCGCCUCAGGGUCCAGAUUCUGAAGCCCCACCAGUGGUCUCGUCCCAACACGUCCCUGAGGAUCCACGCCCUCAAGCUCUCAGACAUCCGUGGCUGGUCCAUGCUGGCUGAGGACUCGGUGCCCAUGCUCGCCCUCCACAUCCCCGAGGAGGACCGGUGCAUCGACAUCCUCGAACUCAUCGAGUACGACAAAUUACUUGCCUUCCACACGCAGACGUUAGCCCUAUAUUGCGCUGUGUGCUAUCAGAGCAACUAUAGGGCCGCCCAUACGCUGUGUUCUCACGUGGAUCAGAGGCAGCUGCUGUACGCCAUGCAGAGCGAGUACAUGUCGGGCCCGCUCAGGAUGGGCUUCUACAACCUCGUCAUUUCUCUGCAUCUGGAGAGUUUCGCUUCUACGAUGGAGGUGACCCAGAACGAGUUUAUCGUGCCACUGAGCAGCGAGCUGAAGGAGAUCUACCAGGAGGAGGGCAUGGGCAAUUCCAUGUCAGCCACACACACCGAAUCCGUCCGACCUGUCAUGACCAUGUCAGAUAUUUCUGCCAACAUCGAGACGAUCAAAGGCCUCUCAUCACCCUACUUCCCGCUCGACGUCGCCCGCGAGUUCGUCAUGACUUCUCUCAACGAAGCCGUCAACACGAACCAGGUGCACAACAGGGACCCCAUCGGCGGCUCCAACGAGAAUCUCUUCGUGCCGCUGCUGAAGCUGGUGGACAAGCUCCUUUUGGUGGGCGUUCUUCAGGACGAGGACAUCACGAAGCUCCUCAUCAUGAUCGACCCUCAGACGUGGGACGGAGAGUUCGACCCCGAGGGCAAAGAUGAAAACAGGAAGGGUAUCGUACAAAUGGAGAUCGCCGAGGGAGUAAAGUUGCAAUUGUGCUACGUCUUGCAUCAUCUUCUGGACUUGCAGAAGCGCCAUCGCGUUGAAAACAUCAUCGCAUUCGCGCAGGAUUACGUUGGCGAUAUCCAACAAGACCAGCUGCGGCGCUAUAUCGAGAUCAAGCAGUCUGACCUUCCUUCGUCGGUCGCGGCCAAGAAGACGCGAGAGUUCCGCUGUCCCCCUCGUGAGCAGAUGAACGCCAUCCUCGGCUUCAAGACGCUCACUGACGAAGAGCUCGAGGAGUCGCCUUGUCGAGAGGAGCUGAGGAAUGUCCUCGUUGACUUCCACGACCUCCUGAUGGUCAAGGCCAAGAUCCCUGGCGGAGAGGAGGAAGAAGGAGAUGCUGAGGAAUCACCGGAACCCGAUUCGAAGGGCAUGAUGUCGAAGGUCCUUGCCAUCCUCAGCGGGAACAAGGAGGAAGCUCCAGAACCCCCGGCCAAGGAACCCAUUGCCCUCGACAGCGCCGACAAGUUCAAGAAGGUCCUGGUGAACACGAUCGUUCGCUGGGCAUGCGAAACCUUCAUCGAAAACCCUAUUCUUAUCAGGGAGAUGUUCAGCCUGUUACUGCGACAGUAUAACAGCAUCGGGGAGCUGAUGACGGCCCUAGAGAAGACCUACGUCAUCAGCAGCAACACCAAGAAGGACGUGGAGACACUGUGGCUGUGCCUGAGCAAAGUGCGAGCUCUCCUGCCUGUCCAGAUGUCGCAGGAGGAGGAGGAGCUCAUGAGGGAGUUGCUGUGGACGCUCGUGAACAACCACAUCUUCUUCCAACACCCCGACCUCAUCCGCAUCCUCCGAGUUCACGAGAACGUCAUGGCUGUCAUGAUGAACACCCUCGGACGCCGCGCUCAGGCCCAGAACGAGACGCAGGCCGUCGAGGGCGAGGCCGCGCAAGCCAAGGAGAAGGACACCUCGCACGAGAUGGUGGUCGCCUGCUGCAAGUUCCUUUGUUACUUCUGCCGGACGAGUCGCCAGAACCAGAAGGCCAUGUUCGACCACCUGCCCUUCCUGCUGGAUAACUCGAACAUCCUGCUCUCGAGGCCCUCCCUGCGCGGCACGACUCCGCUCGACGUGGCCUACUCCUCGCUCAUGGACAACACCGAGCUGGCUCUGGCUCUCAGAGAGCAUCACCUGGAGAAGAUCGCCGUCUACCUGUCCAGGUGUGGUCUCCAGAGCAACAGCGACCUUGUGGAGCGCGGGUACCCAGAUCUCGGUUGGGAUCCCGUGGAGGGCGAACGCUAUCUCGACUUCCUUCGCUUCUGCGUGUGGGUCGGAGGCGAGAGUGUGGAGGAAAACGCCAACUUGGUCAUCCGUCUGCUGAUCCGCCGCCCGGAGUGCCUGGGUCCCGCACUCAGGGGUGAGGGCGAAGGCCUCCUCUGUGCUAUCAUCGACGCUAAUAAGAUGUCCGAGCGCAUCGCCCUUCAGCGCUUGGGAGCCGAGGCCGAGGGCGUCGUGCCCAUCGAGCACCCAAUGCCCGCAGGAGACGACGACGAGGACUACGUGGACACCGGCGCCGCCAUUCUCAACUUCUACUGCACCCUGGUCGACCUCAUGGGCCGCUGUGCCCCAGAAGCCAACGUCAUCGCCCAGGGCAAGAAUGACAGCCUUCGUGCCCGGGCUAUUCUCCGCUCCCUCGUGCCCCUGGAGGACCUGCAGGGCGUUCUGUCGCUGCGAUUUUCGCUGUCCAACUCCUCCGAUGAAGGCAGGAGCGACAUGCCCCCCGGUCUCAUCCCCGCCCAUAAGCAGAGCAUCGUGCUCUUCCUCGAGCGUGUCUACAGCAUGGACAACAAGGACCUCUUCUUCAGCCUCCUCGAAGACGCUUUCCUGCCUGACCUGAGGGCCGCCACAGCACUCGAUAAGUCCGACGGCUCCGAGUCCGAGAUGGGUCUCGCCCUCAACCGCUACAUCGGAAACUCUAUCCUGCCGGCGCUCAUCUCGCACUCCAGCUUCUACGCCGAGGCUGAGGCCCACGCGCCCCUGCUGGAUGCCACGCUCCACACCGUCUAUAGGCUCUCCAAGUGCAAGAUCCUGACGAAGGGCCAGCGAGAGGCCGUGUCCGACUUCCUGGUGGCUCUGACCCGCGAGAUGCAGCCGGCCGCACUCCUGCCGCUCCUCCGCAAGCUGACCAUUGACGUCUCCAAGUUGUCGGAGUACACCACCGUCGCCCUCAGGCUGCUGACCCUGCACUACGAGCGCUGCGGAAAGUACUACGGCUCCUCCUCCAACACCCCCGGCACCGCCUCCGAGGAAGAGAAGCGCCUGACCAUGAUGCUCUUCACCAACAUCUUCGACUCCCUGGCCAAGAUGGAGUACGACCCAGACCUGUUCGGCAAGGCUCUGCCAUGCCUCUCAGCCAUCGGUUGUGCUUUGCCCCCCGACUACUCGCUCACCCAUGGCUACGACGACGAGCUCUACAACACUGCCUCCUGCGCCGAGGGACCGUACAAGCCCGCGCCCAUCAGCACGGAUGAGGUGCAGUUGGACCAGGACAUCGUGGAUCUGAUCAACAAGUUCAGCGAGCACUACCACGACGCUUGGGCCUCACGCAAGCUGGAGAGCGGCUGGACCUAUGGUGAAGCCUACUCCACUGAGGACAAGAUGCAUCCCAGACUCAAGCCUUAUUCUAUGCUGUCGGAUUACGAGCGGGAACGAUACCGCGAGCCUGUGAGGGAAGCCAUCAAGGCCCUUCUUGCCCUCAGCUGGAACAUCGAGUACGAGAGCAUGGAGAACACGAGCGCCGGCCGAGAGCAGCUGCACCGCCAGGACACCUCCGAUCUGUACAACUACAACCCACAACCUGUGGACAUGACCAACCUGACGCUGUCCAGGGAGAUGCAGAACAUGGCCGAGCGCCUGGCCGAGAACGCGCACGACAUCUGGGCCAGGAGGAAGGUCGAGGAGCUGGAGGCUUGCGGUGGCGGCCUGCACCCUCAGAUGGUGCCAUACGACAUGCUGACCGAGAAGGAGAAGCGAAAGGACCGUUUCCGCUCCAUCGAGCUGCUCAAAUACCUUCAGUUCAUGGGCUACAGGCUCAGCAGGAGCGGCGCCAUUGAGGACAGCGGUGCAGGAGGCGCAGGAGCCGUCGAGCGUCGCUUCGCCUACAGUCUGCUCGAGAAGCUGCUGCAGUACCUGGACUGCGCAGCCAUCAACAUGAAGCUGCUGAAGCCCUCUGCUAAUCUCUCCAGGCGAAGCUCCUUCAAGACUUCGACUAAGGAUGUCAAAUUCUUCUCGAAGGUCGUGCUCCCGCUGAUGGAGAAAUACUUCAGCACCAACCGCAAUUACUUCCUGACGGUGGCACAGACGUCGACUAUGGUGGGUGCGGCGUCUCUGAAGGAGAAGGAGAUGGUCGCUUCCCUCUUCUGCAAACUUGCUAAUCUCAUGCGUCUCAAGAUGGUCUGCUUCGGUUCUGAUACAAAGGUUACGGUGAAGUGCCUGCAGGUGAUAGUGCGUUCCGUCGACGCCAAGACGCUGGCCAAGAGUCUCCCCGAGUUCAUUCGCACGUCGAUGCUCACUUUCUUCAACAACGCAGCCGUCGAUCUGGAGAUGUGCAUUCACUGUCUUCAGGAGGGUAAAUACGCCUACAUUCGAGGUACUCACUUGAAGACUUCGGCAUCUCUCAACUACGUGCAGACAGUUCUUCUGCCGGUGCUCACCUCGCUGUUCGAUCACACGGCAGCCUGCGAGUUCGGGCAAGAUCUCCUAUUGGACGAGAUCCAAGUGGCUUGCUACAAGAUCCUAGCGGCGCUUUACCAGCUGGGCACCGACCUCUCUCUAGAUGGCAACAGGACCUUCAUGAAGAAGGAACUGGACCGACAUCGUCCGGCCAUCGGCAACUGCCUCGGGGCCUUCGCUGGAACGUUCCCCGUGGCCUUCCUGGAGCCACUCAUGAACAAGAACAACCCCUGGAGCAUUCACAACCGCAUUGCCGAUCAGUCCCUGGAGGCUCAAGAAAUCAUCGUGAAGAUGGAGACAGCCAUGCCGACCCUGGAAGCCGUCAUGAAGGAAGUAGAGAAGUUCGUAGACGACGAAUCCAAACACACCGAGUUCCCUUACAUCAUCGACGUCAUCCUGCCCAUGCUGUGCUCCUACCUGCCCUUCUGGUGGAAUCAGGGACCGGAUAACGUGAAUCCAUCUGAGGGCAACCACGUGUCGAUGGUGACGUGUGAGCACAUGAACCAGCUCCUGCGGCUGGUGCUGCGUCUCAUCAUGUUCAACGUGGGUGUGGAGAACGCCCCCUGGAUGACCCGCAUCGCCGGCUACACCCAGCAGAUCAUCAUCAACUCCAGCGAGGAACUGCUCAAGGACGCUUACCUUCCCCUGGCCGAGAGGGUCCACAAGCGAACGGAAUACAUGUACAGCAAGGAGGAGAAUCUCAGGAGCUUCCUCAAGUCCACCACCGAAGAUACAAGUCAGGUCGAGAGCCAACUUCAAGAGGAAUGGCAACUGCUCACGAGGGACAUAUAUGCCUUCUAUCCUCUGCUUAUCAAGUACGUCGACCAGCAGAGGAACCACUGGCUCAAGCACGGUGUCCCAGAGGCUGAGGAUGUGUACAACCGUGUCUCACAGAUCUUCCACAUCUGGUCAAACUCACAGUACUUCCGACGAGAGGAGACGAACUUUAUCAGCCAGAACGAGAUCGACAACAUGACCCUGAUCAUGCCCACGGCCUCCUCCCGCAACCGCAGCGCCGUUCUGCCCGAGGCGGCGGCUGGAGGCGGCAAGGUAAAGAAGAAGAAGAGGCGCGCCGACGGCAAGAAGAUGAGCAAGGAGAAGGAACUCGCGUCCUCUCUCAUGGUAGCUUGUCUGAAGCGUCUCCUGCCAGUGGGUCUCAACCUCUUCGCAGGUCGAGAACAGGAGCUCGUGCAACACUGCAAAGAGAAGUUCCUUGCGAAAGUACCUGAAUCCGAGAUCUUGGUGUUCGCCAAGACUCAGCUGACGUUGCCCGACAAGAUCGACCCGUCUGACGCCAUGAAUUGGCAGCACACGUUAUACUCGCGCCUCGGAGGCGGCCGCGUCCCGAGGGAAGACGACGAAGAGAAGAAGCUGGUCCCGACCGUAGACGAGACCGUCGAUAACAUCGUCGCCAUGGCUAAGGUCCUCUACGGCCUUCAUAUUGCCUGCACUCCCCCCGUCUCCCGCUCGGGCUGGCGGAAGCUGCUGUCCUUCGCGAGGAAGCGCGCAGCCAUCGCCUGCCUGCGAUCAGUGCCCUUCUAUAACGUGCGCAGGCAUCGCGCCGUCAAUCUGUUCCUCCGAACGUACCGAGAGUACUGGCUCUCGGACGAAAACGUGGGGCAGGAGGUCGUCAUCGAGGAUCUGACGCAAUCCUUCGAGGAGGCCGAAAGCAAGAAGAAGGAAGCGGAGGAGGACGACGGCAAGCCCGAUCAGCUGACGCAGCUUGUCACGACCUUCAGCAGGAAAGCGACGACCGAGCACACUGGCGUCUUGGCCGAGGACCCGCUCUAUAUGACUUACGCCGAUAUCAUGGCUAAGUCAUGCGGUGAAGAAGAAGAGGAAGGAGAAGAAGAAGGAGGGGGAGAGGAAGAAGGAGGCAAUGAGGACCCAGCAGCUGCUCUUAAUGAACAAGAGUUGGAGAAACAGAAACUGCUGUUCCACCAGGCGAGACUGUCCAACAGAGGCGUCAGCGAGAUGGUGUUGCUGCACGUCUCUGCCGCCAGAGGUCAGCCUAGCGAUAUGGUCAUGAACACGCUUAAGUUGGGCAUCUCCAUUCUGCGCGGCGGCAACGUGGAUGUCCAAGCGGCUAUGCUGAACUACCUGAAGGAGAAGAAAGACGCUGCGUUCUUCCUGUCCAUCGCCGGUCUCAUGAACUCCUGCUCCGUGCUAGACCUGGACGCCUUCGAGCGCAACACGAAGGCAGAGGGCCUGGGCGUGGGCGCCGACGGGUGCGCGGGCGAGAAGAACAUGCACGACGCCGAGUUCACCUGCGCCCUCUUCCGUUUCAUCCAACUCACCUGUGAAGGCCACAACCUCGACUGGCAGAACUACCUGAGGACACAGGCAGGAAACACCACGACGGUGAACGUGAUCAACUGUACUGUCGACUACCUGCUGCGCCUUCAGGAGUCUAUCAUGGACUUCUACUGGCAUUACUCGUCCAAGGAAAUCAUUGACCCUGCCGGCAAGGCCAACUUCUUCAAAGCCAUUGGUGUUGCUAGCCAGGUGUUCAACACCCUGACUGAGGUGAUUCAGGGCCCGUGCGUGGGCAACCAGCAGACGCUGGCGCACUCCCGUCUUUGGGACGCCGUCGGCGGCUUCCUCUUCCUGUUCGCCAACAUGCAGGAUAAGCUCAGCAAGCAUUCCUCCCAGGUGGAUCUGCUAAAGGAUCUGCUCAACCUCCAGAAGGACAUGGUCAUCAUGAUGCUCUCUAUGCUUGAGGGUAACGUGGUUAAUGGUACCAUUGGCAAGCAGAUGGUGGACACCUUAGUGGAGAGCGCUUCUAAUGUCGAGCUGAUUCUGAGGUACUUCGAUAUGUUCCUUAAACUGAGGGACCUCACGAGCUCGACCACCUUCCAGGAACUCGACACCAACAAAGAUGGCACUGUCACGCCCAUCGAGUUCAAGGAGAAGAUGGAACAGCAGAAGAACUACACCACCGAGGAGAUCAACUUCCUCCUGAUGUGCUGCGACACGAACCACGACGGCAAGAUCGACUACGUGGAGUUCACCGAGCGCUUCCACAACCCAGCCAAGGAAAUCGGCUUCAACUUGGCCGUGCUGCUGACCAACCUGUCCGAACACAUGCCCAACGAACCCCGACUCGCGCGCUUCCUUGAGACUGCCGGCUCUGUCCUGAACUACUUCGAGCCCUUCCUGGGUCGAAUCGAGAUCAUGGGCAGCUCGAAGCGCAUCGAACGCGUGUACUUCGAGAUCAAGGAGGAGAACAUCGACCAGUGGGAGAAACCUCAGAUCAAGGACUCGAAGCGCAGUUUCUUCUACGCCAUCGUCACUGAGGGAGACAAGGAGAAGCUGGAGGCCUUCGUUAACUUCUGCGAGGACGCCAUCUUUGAGAUGCAGCACGCCACCGCCCUGAUGGAAGAGGAAGACGAUGCCAUGUCCAAGAAAUCGAACGCGGACGGCCUCAAGUACCUCAGUGAAGACGAAGAAGAAAAGACCGGCAUGGACCUGAUCAAGUCGAAGAUCGGAGGCGUGAAGGACCAGAUGCUCGAGGGUCUCUCGGUCUUCGCUCCUUCCAACCUCAAGAAGAAGAUCAAGGAAAUCAAGCAGAUGUCGGCCACCGAACUCGCAGUUGGCUUCUGUCGCCUCUUGUUCCUCAUCAUGUACCACAGCGCGUUUGGAGUGUUCUACGUGUUACGCAAUAUAUGGCAGGCUCUCAUGGGUCUCAUGCAAGGACCUCCUGCUGAAAAGGCUGAAGAAAAGGAAGAAAAGGCAGGACCGUUAGUACCGUUAGCAGUACCGGCGUUACCUGAGAUACCAGAAGGAGACGCUGCGCCGCCCACUGAAGAAGGCAAAAAACCGGAAGGCGAACAAUUAUCCCUGGAGGCCGCGGAUUUGACGCAAGAGGAGAAGGUGAAGCCCAUCUUAGACGCCCUGGCUGAUCUCAAGGAGGACAUCACUGCCGAAGAGGCGAUCUCGGCUGCCAAAGCAGUGGAAGGAGAUGUUCCAGAGACCGACACAUUGGCCGAGAAGAAGGAAGUGGAGACCGCACAGGCCGCCGCCAUGGAAGAGGCAGAGGUGGUGGAAAGUUCCGCCGCUGCAGACCCUCCGCCCGUGGCUCAGGUCGAUCUCAGUGGCUACAACAAGCGAGCCGUCAGUUUCCUGGCCAGGAACUUCUACAACCUGAAGUACGCUGCUCUGGUGCUUGCCUUCUGCAUCAACUUCAUCCUUCUGUUCUUCAAGGCUACCGUAGUCGAAAUCGAGGAGGAGGAAGGCGAAGACACGGACGUCAACAACCCGUUCGCCUUCGGAUCCGGAGACCUCCUGGGAUCCGGCGACGAAGCGAUUCUCGGGGACGACGCGGCGGAAGAACUCGGCUCGGGCAACUUCACCCUCGGAGAAGACGACGACGAAGACGAGGAAGAAGAAGAGGAAGAGGAAUGGAUCCACAUGGACGACCGCUACUUCUACCUGUCCCACAUCUUGAGGAUGCUGACCACCACUCACUCCACUGUCGCGCUCUGCAUGUUGCUCGCUUACUACCAUCUCAAGAUCCCGCUGGUGAUCUUCAAGCGCGAGAAGGACGUGGCCCGACGACUGGAGUUCGACGGCAUCUACGUGGCCGAGCAGCCCGAGGACGACGACAUCAAGGCCCACUGGGACAAGUUGGUCAUCUCGGCAAAGAGCUUCCCCAACAACUACUGGGACAAGUUUGUGAAGAAGAAGGUCCGUGAGAAGUACAGCGAGACCUAUGACUUCGACGCCAUCUCGAACCUCUUAGGAAUGGAGACGACCAUGUCCUUUAAGCAAGAGGAAGUAGCCACCGGCAUCAUCGGAUAUCUCUCUUCGGUCGACUGGAAGUACCAGAUCUGGAAGGCAGGCGUCACCAUCACUGACAAUCAAUUCUUGUACAACCUUUGGUACCUGACCUUCUCCUUGCUGGGCAACAUCAAUUACUUCUUCUUCGCUGCUCACUUGCUCGACGUGGCUGUGUCCAUCCCGUCACUGAAGACGAUCUUGCAGUCCGUCACACACAACGGCAAACAGCUCAUCCUCACCUGCAUGUUGCUGACGAUUAUCGUGUACUGCUACACUGUCAUCGCCUUCAACUUCUUCAGGAAAUUCUACGUGUCAGAAGAGGAUGAUGUUGUUGACCAGAAGUGCCACGACAUGUUGACGUGCUUCGUGUUCCACUUGUACAAGGGCGUGCGCGCUGGUGGUGGUAUUGGUGAUGAGAUCGAGGCUCCUGACGGCGACGAGUACGAGUUCUACCGCAUUGUAUUCGACAUCACCUUCUUCUUCUUCAUCAUUGUCAUCCUGCUGGCUAUCAUUCAGGGUUUGAUCAUUGACGCCUUCGGUGAGUUGAGAGACCAGCUGGAGUCGGUGAAGGAGAACCUGGAGAGCAACUGCUUCAUCUGCGGCAUAGGCAACGACUAUUUCGACGCGGUGCCGCAUGGCUUCGAUAUGCACACGCAGAAGGAGCACAACUUAGCUAAUUACAUGUUCUUCUUGAUGCAUUUGAUCAACAAAGAUGAGACGGAGUACACGGGUCAGGAGACGUACGUCUGGAACAUGUAUCAAGAGAGGUGCUGGGACUUCUUCCCCGUCGGCGACUGCUUCAGGAAGCAGUACGAGGAGGAACUCUCUGGCGGAGCGUCUGCCAGUUGAGCUUAGACAGCCACUCAGCUCUUGUAGUAGUUAGGAUUUGUUUUAUUUGUUCGGGAAGAGCGAUCAAAUGUGGGUUGUGCUAGGUAUUUUUUAUAAACGUGUAUUAGAACCAGGACAAGCUGUUAGAAGGAAGCUUUGUUAUAUUGGCAAUUCAAAAACCACAUUUGAUAUUAGACUGUAGCUGAGAGAACAUCAAAAGAUAUUUAUACAGUAUAUAAAAUUGUUGGUGUUAGCGAGAAAACAAAAAUUGAGAAAGAAACUCGACGGUGAUGUGGGCUGCCAUGCGUGAGGCUUGUGCUUGGCUAUCUCUCUUGCUCGAUACUGGGCCGAAAUCUUCCACAUUGGCUCUUGAUUUUAAGCCUCACUCAUGGUCGUCCAGAUAAGUUGUUGUAAAUCCUUGUUUUUUUGGAAAUCGUGCGAUGUAUUUAUUUAUUUAUUAUUUCGUGACUUAUUUUUGAGGGGUAGAUAUGUAUUGAAAAGAAUGGGAAAUUUACAAGAUUACUGUCAGCGCCACUGUAUAUAGAACCGCUGGUUUUAUGUACAUUCCGCAAAGUUAUUGUUAACAUAGAUAUACUAGGAAAAUUAUAUGAAUUUAGACUUAUUGAAUUCUAUGAUGUUAAAGCAUGGGAAACUACAAGCACGUGUUAGCUUGGUGAACUAGAAGUACAUUGGAUAUGUGGAUGAUUCAGAGAGUACAUUUUUUAUUUCCUUGAAUCAAAUUGAACGAAUGCAUUGCCGUUAGUUAAAACUCUGUGUACAGUGGUGAACUCCUCCAUAUGGUUCAAGGAAAACGACUUAUUUUGUUAUUAUGUUCACAAGUAAGUAGUUCACUUUUGAAAGUGGUGUCUCUACUUUAGGGAGAGUUUUAGAAGUAGUUGUGGACGUGUGUGCGUGUGGGUGUGGGGUUACAUGUUGCUCUCCCCCCCACCCCCACGGACUUGGGCUCACCCCCAUCGGCUGUCCCCCACCAGCCAGGAAGAGGCGACCCCCCCUCCCCCUCCUCAUCAGUGCCCCCACCCAAUACCGCACACAUCUUCAUCACAAUGUCCGUUAUUUGUCGCAGAAAUUGUAAGAUAAUCCUUUCAUGAGGCCUUAGUAGUGAGUACUAAGUACUAUGAUGAGUACUAUGGAGUCUGUGUUAAUACUGAGCUUUGUGUUUCAUCGAGUCUAGUCAGUGUUGUUUUAGGUGUAAUGGAUAACUCUCGUCUAAGAUGAUGAUUGUGCUCUUGAGAAUCUUUUGUUGUUGAUAAAUAAUGCACAUGUUGUUAUGCAAUCAGAAUUCAGGCAGCGGGACCUUUGCUUCCUCCCCAAAGCCGACGGUGUACACUUUCCGUGCGCGAGAAGCCAGUGCUUGAUGAUCCUGACACGCAUAUCAAAUAUUAUGAGUAACAAAAUAGGUGAGGUGAUCAUGGGCGGCAAAAAAAUUAGAAGAGGUAAAAUGGAAGCCCACCACCUCACUCGCAAACUGGCUAGGAAUCUUCCUUGUUCCCUCCCGGCUCCCAGGACCUUCCUCCCCUGCCUUCGUUGCCUCAGAUAUCUUGUAAACUGCGCCCGCGACCCGCAAGCCCCCUUACCACCACCUUCCCCCUCCCCGGGUGUCGGAGGAACCUCCGGUUUCGCGUUACGGGUUCUCUGAGAAGCCCGUACCCCGCGCGAAGGAGAAUUCAUGAGUCCUUUCCUUCCUCUUCCUUCGAGUCAUGAAACUUCGAAGCAUGACCCCUCAUGACCAUGCAGGCACAACGCAUGAACUUUUUUUUUUUUUUUUUGGUGUCGAUCUUUGGAACCAGGUUACUCAGCCUCGUUCUUUUGGAACAGUUUCUUGUGAUUUUCUGUAACCAGGCAUUACUCCAGCCUUUCGAUACAUUAAUCACACAGUUCAGAGGAGGCUGAGUACCUGGGUGUCCUCCGAAGGUAGUCACGACUGUAACGUGAUGAAACAGGUCGACCUGACCCCUGACCUUACCGAUGCAGUCAAUCUCCGAGUCUGUGAAACCUCCGAACCCGGGAUGGGAUUGCUAUGCAUUGUAGGCAUCGAGUAUUCGAUUGAAUUUUUACAUAGUUUUACUCUUUAGUUAAUAAAUAUCACAACUGAUA